ACCCUCAAACCAUUGGGAUGCUGUAGGAGUUUACGGAGCAUUCUAUGCGCAUCGUAUCGCUCAGUUUCAAAAGACGAGAUAUCCCCUCAAAGCAGACCACAGCAACCCUCAACCACUCUGUCACUGCUCUACCGUCAACGGAACCGACAAACAAACCUACACUACCUCUCUUGUCAGGAAUGGAUGAUACAGAUGACCCCAUUCUGCUCCUUUCUCCAGAUUUGGAGCGCACAAACGACUUCAUUCCGCUACUUUCAGACGAUCUGUUGCGUUUAAAAGACAACCUAGGAAACCAACUUCGGGCACUGGAAGAAGUACUCGCCCAACGUAACGCCUUUAUCUUCAAAAAAACCACAAAGGAAUACGACGACUUGGUCAUGAGAUUUUUGCGCGUUCUUGGGAAUUAUCUCGGGAUAACGCUCAUGGAUGUCUUCAGAGUGAUCGAGAACAUUCAACGGCUAAUGAAGGACUACGAGGAUUCGCUUCAACAUUUCGUCAGACAUUCAGCAUCAACCAUCCAAACAUUGGAUUUUUGUACCAGGGAGGUCGAAGCCCUCGUCGAGCAGCAUUCUAUAGCGAUUCAAGAAUUAACUCAGAUAUCCUCCACGAUCCAAGCCCUCGGUGAGUACUACACCGCGGAGUCCGAGGACCUGAUGAACGGCUGUGUGACAGCAAAGAUAGUUUCCAUUGCUCUGAGUAUAACCGGCUUCGCAGCAGGAGCAUCCAUGGCCAUUUUCGUUCCCCCGCUCGCGGCCGUCGGUGCUGGUGCAUUGGUUGCAACAGGUGGCGGGAUCAGCGCCAUCAUUUCACAAUACGACGCAAACAAGUCCGAAAUCUACGCCAUGGCGACAGCUAAACUGACCAUGGUCGAUGACUACAACCAAGCCUUCCAAGCGCCCAUAAAAACAAUCUUUCUCAAGCUAAGCGCCAGCAAACGACAAUUGACAGCUCUGCAACACAGAAACUCUAAAUUGACAACUGCAGACCUGGCCGAAUCCGACCGUGAAAAAUCGUACGCGCGCGCUCAGAAGGAAGCCGAGGAGAUCGACCGAGUGUGUAAUGAAAUAUACGACUAUGCUCUUCAGGUCACAGUGCUGAGAGGCCAACUUGGGGCGAAGUUGGAGCAAAUUACAGAGAAAUAAGAAAUAAACAACAUGUUGCUGCAGACAGACAGCAUUCGAUAGAGU
Molecule: messenger RNA, 1187 nt
Organism: Gamsiella multidivaricata
Lineage: Eukaryota; Fungi; Mortierellomycota; Mortierellomycetes; Mortierellales; Mortierellaceae
Exons: 1
Coding region: 378-1142 (254 amino acids)
Source: RefSeq, a predicted model, not a curated record